AUGGGGCAGUUUAAAAAACCCAGUUCAAACUUGAUUUUUGAACCAGUUUUUGGUUUAGAAGAUAUUAAUAAUGCAAUUGAUCAAAAAUCAAACAUUAUAGAAGAUGGAAUCAAUUUCGUUAAAAAUUUAAUUAAAGAAAUCGAAAUUGAUGCGUCACAACCAUUAGAUGAUAAUACUGGUUCAAAUAUCUUAAGUCCAUCAUACAAUCCUAUAUCCAAUGGUAGUAUAUCACUGACAUCAACAUUGACACCAACACCAAUAACUACCACAAUUACAACCGUAACAAAUGAUGUUGACACUAACAACAUAAUUGGAUUUUUAUUAGUUGCAAUAUGCUGGGGAUUCACAAAUCCGUUUAUUAAAAAAGGAAGCAAAGGAAUUGAAAAUAUUAAACAUGAUAAUUGGUUAAAACAAACAGUUUUUGAGAUUAUUUUUUUGUUUACUAGAUGGCAGUAUAUCUUACCUUUAUUGCUUAAUUUAAGUGGCUCGAUUGUUUAUUAUUAUACACUUGGACAAUCAGAUUUAUCAUUAGCAAUUCCAAUAACAAAUUCAUUAACAUUUAUAUUUACUACAUUGGCUGCAAGCUUAAUAGGUGAAGAGAUUGGAUCCAAGGAAACAUGGAUUGGUAUGGGACUUGUAGUAAUCGGAGUUGGAUUAUGCGUUGAUAGUAAAGUUCAAUGA
This is a messenger RNA of Entrophospora sp. SA101, 681 nucleotides long. The record is from the annotation of a GenBank genome assembly. Lineage: Eukaryota; Fungi; Glomeromycota; Glomeromycetes; Entrophosporales; Entrophosporaceae.